GAUCUGCCGGCACGCCGCGCCUUGAUGUGUUGACAUGCAAUGGGCCCUGCUUGCCAUGCGAGCAUAAUGAGCUAACUGCGCGCCUCGGGAGCCAUCCAUUUCACUCUCCCUCUCCCUCGCUCUCUCUCUCUCUCUCGCCACUGCCCGCUUUCACUCGCUUGACUCUCACCCGCUAAUCUGUAGCUGCUGUUGUCAACUGCUGAUCGCUCCGCGCGUCCCAUUGUUCAAUCUCACUGUCGCCUCCCGAACAUGGGACUGGCGGUACUUGUCGACCUGGACGCGUAAUCCUUCUAAUUCCCCAAGAGUCGCGACACAAUGCGGCUCUCUAAUGCUUUCUUUUGUCUAUCACUGCUAGCGUUUUCCCUUGCGCUCCCUACCUUGGCGUCGCACAACGGCUUGCGGCGCCGGCAAGAUGGUUCUGACGGCCCUUCAACUGCAGCAGAGGCCUCGGGCACUGCCGAAAGCGUAAAGACGAGCAUUGCAUCUACAGAAGAACCUGCAUCGGCGGCGCCGUCGUCGACCGCAGCAGCUACUACUGAUGCGGCCGCGGAAUCAUCCACUGCUUCUUCCACUGCAACGGAAGCGGCUGCGACGACGACAGCUGCUGUUGCAAGUACCACAGCGUCAGGUGGUGCCUUGCCGUCGGCGAGCCCAACCUCAACGAACAUUAUUGUCGUGUAUCCCGGCCAUGGAUUACCCCUCCCGCCCAAACUUACCCCUGCCAUGGCCGUAGCGGGCGCCCUGCUCAUAGUGACGGGCGUAGUUUACGGCAUAUCCGGCGCCCGCACCAGAUGGAUAUUCAUACCGGUUUCAUCGGGCUACCUCGUGGCCAUAUCGGUCACGGUGCUCAUCGAGUAUACGGCGAGCCCGCCAGUCACCGAUGCCGUUCAAGGCGCAUUUGUCGUCGCUGCUAGCGUCAGCGGGGCCAUCUUCGGCGCCAUCUCCCUCAUUUUCCCAGACAUAACAGAAGGCUUUGGCUGUCUUCUCGGUGGCUUCUGCCUUAGCAUGUGGUUUAUGGUCUUGAAAGAAGGAGGUCUAAUCACUGCAACAGCCGGCAAGAUCCCAUUCAUUGUUGUCUUGAGCGCGGUGUGCUACUCACUCUCGUUUUUCAAUCGGACGAGAUCAUACACCCAGAUCGGCUGCACUUCUUUUGCCGGUUCGACGGCCCUCGUUAUCGGGAUUGAUUGCUUCACAAGAGCAGGUCUGAAGGAGUUCUGGCUCUAUAUCUGGGACCUCAACGACAAGAUAUUCCCCUUAAAAACCAACACAUACCCCGUCACACGCGCCAUUCGUGUUGAAAUUGCGCUGGUAUUCGUGCUUGCCCUGUUUGGAGUGGUGUCGCAAAUGAAGCUGUGGAAACUGGUCAAAAGACGGCACGCGGCGCGCAAUGCGCGUCGCCUCGAAAAAGAGCAAAAUGACCAGCGGGAAGAAGAAGAAAAUGGUCGGAGAGUCAUGGAAGCCACCGCGCGUGAGCGCAUUCAGUGGGAGGCCAUGUACGGCGACAAACCGGCGGCGGUUGUCCAAAGCGAAUCAACCAUCGAUUCGGCAUCCGAGACCAUCAAGAAGGGAGCGGUGAGCGUUCGGGAGGUCGAUCGCUCGGAUUCUGGCGACAGCCUCGAAAUGAGCGAUUUCGGCAGGUCCAAAGAAGGCAGCGAGAAUGACCUCAUGGGCGCGCGCACGAGCGGGUGCACGGCCAAAGCACAGGACGACGAUAUACAACGGAUCGACACGCACGGAAAUCAGAUCGCAAGAUCUGCUCGGCUGUCUUCGGUGCCCAGCUUGAAGCGUAAUUCCGCUUCACUUGUUAGGCGGUCAAUCGACCGAAAAGAUUCCCUCCAGACGAAUACGUCGGCGACGAAGCUAGGAAUUGGCCGGUCAACCCCUCCCCCUCAACCUCCAUCGUCUGGUCCUCCAGUCAUCCCGCUUCCUUUCACUGUGUCAUCUGAAGAUGACUCGGGUUUUGGCUUCUUGGAGCAAAACUCGGAGGCCUCUCUGAUGGAAGAGAUGCAGGAGGAAUCCGACGAGAUGCCGGACUCCAAGAGAGUGUCCAAUACCACCUCUCUUGCUGCGACACUUGAUGUUUUGAACGAGGAGCUCAGUUCCCUGCCGGCUCUCUCAAGGGCGAACACGCCUAUGAGCAUGCUCAGUGGUCGCGAUUUCAAAACCGUCUCUGAGCUCGCUUUGGGCGGCGAAGAAGAGGACGGUGGAGACAAUGAUGAUGCCACCACCCACCGCCAGAAGGCAUUUUUGGAAUUGACUGCAAGUAACGACCCGAACCUGAACAAGCAGGAGAAGGGCGAGCGCGUAUCUCUCCGAUUGUCUGGCGCUUCGGGUACCGGUGAAGAGAACAGCUCCAGCCAUGGCCGGUCUCGCUCAAAGAAGCUGGCUGCUCAGUCUGACAGUGGGCAUUCCGGUGCGAAACCCUUGGCUGAGCACCUUCCUCCGAAGGUUUCCAGAUGUCAACGCAAAUUCCGCACCAACGAGUGGACUAAGCACAUCACUCUAGCUGAUAAGCCCGAGAUUGAAGACAUUCCGGAGCCUUCGUCUCCUGGAGUUGCAAUUGAAAUGGGUCGCAAUCUAGAUGAACCAAAGAUUACAGCCAAGGAGCCAAAGACUUCCGCUGAAGAGCCAAAGGCUUCCGCUGAGGAGCCAAAGACUUCCGCUGAGGAGCCGAGGACUUCUGCUACGCGGCCACCAGGACCCCGCAAACGCUGGACCAUUGACGGGACGCAAAUGCCGGGGACAAAAACUUCCCGUCAUAGUUUCGUCGAGCAGUCUUCGAGCACCUUGGUAGGAGUAUAUACACCGGAAUCAGAGCCGCUGGGCAAUGGCUGGAGAACCUCGAGCGACUCGGUGCCUAAAUCACCCCCUGCUAAACCUCAAUUCACACGCAUGCGUUCGUCGAGUGCGUCGCCACCAACAGGAACGGAGUUACAAUCUAACUCUUGGGGCUUCCGGGCCUCGUCGUCUCCGCUCAUGACGCCGAUCGUCCAGCAGACUGUGGCGGAGCUCCCGGUCGAGGAAUCAGAAGCUGCAAGAUCACCGCCGCCACCAAGGCCUACGCUUUUGGACCAUCGAAAGACACUGAUGAAAAACAAGGCAUUCACAAUGUCUUUUCAGGAGCCGCCGACGGUCGUACCCAGCGACUCCAUCUCCAAUCGCGGGACGGUGGACAAGGAAGACGAAGACGACAUGACGCUGGCGAAGCGACGGACGUUGAUCAUGAGGAGGCAGUCGAUGGAGGCGCAGCAGCGGCGACGACAGAGCGCGGUGGUGGCGCCAAUGAAAGUCGACUCGCGGCAGCCGAAGCGCGAGACGGGGACUUAUGAGGCGAUGCGGCGCGAGACGAUGAUGGCGAACUGGAGGAUGGGGGUGAAGCAGGAGCUUGAGACGAUUCGGCGUCGACCGGCGGAAAUUGACGAGCAGCGAUUAGCGGCGCUGAUGGAGAGGCAGACGCGGCAGGCGAUGGAGAAGAAGCAGCAGGAAGCGUGGCAGAUGGAGAAACAGGCGCGACCAGAAUAUCGGGCUUGGACGCCAGCAUACACGGAUUUGCACAGUCAAUUGCUGGGGAAGAUGCAGGCAAAGGCGAACAAACACGCAUAGGAGUAAGGAUAUAUACCCAGAGAGGAGCGGUGGAUUUAAUGGGAGGUAAUAAUAAUUAUGACGACGUAGAUGUAAAUGAUGGUAGGCAGGGGGAGGAGGGAGGCCGGGCUGGCGUUUGCUUUUUUGCACCUUGCAAUCUCGACCGGGGCGUGCAUUGCAUGGCUGCGACACACUCACGACACUCCCCUUUCAAUCUCUCUUAUUCUUCUUCUCAUCGUCGUCGUAGCUACAACAGAAAUCAAAGUCGAAUCCAACAAA
Molecule: messenger RNA, 3861 nt
Organism: Aplosporella prunicola CBS 121167
Lineage: Eukaryota; Fungi; Ascomycota; Dothideomycetes; Botryosphaeriales; Aplosporellaceae
Exons: 4
Coding region: 316-3603 (1095 amino acids)
Source: RefSeq, a predicted model, not a curated record